CACUCGAGCCGCGCCUGUGGGCAGCGCAGAGCUGGGCUGUGACUGUAACCCUGCGGUAACAGUAACUUACAGACCGUUUAAUGUCGUUUAUUCUCUUGUUAAACGGAUUAAAGUCCGAGUCCGGGCAGGGCAGGGCCGGGCAGGGCUGAGCCUCGUCCUCUUUAACCUUCAGGGGAAAGGGCAGGAAUGCUGGGUGGAGUCUUUAAAUCGGCGCCCAGGCCCACUGAUAAAGCGGAGUCGCUGACAGCCGACAGAAACAGGUCCAACAACAACGAGAGCGUGUUCGGACACAGCAAAGCCAAGGAGAGCCUCUCGGUCGACAGAGGGCCGCUGGUCGGCGGCUCUGACCGCUCUGACCGCUCAGUGAGCAGCGAGAACUCGGGUGUUCUGAGCGGCCUGUUGAGGAGAUCGCCCAAACCCAGCCCAAAAUCAGCACACGCACAGGAGAAAAGUGCACCUGCUCACUCCGACCCGUCAGACAGAGAUGGAAAUCCGUCCAACCAGACCAACACUGGAGCGUUCGGGUGGAUUUUCAGGAAUCCGUUCGGCUCCUCGGCUCAGGAGAGGGAAAAAUCAGAGCCACCUGGAGAGACACACUCAGUAUCCACACAGGUGUGUGUGCGCCAGCUUUUACCUGAGACGCAGCCAGAAAAGGUGUGCGGCUCUGAAGCUGAAGACUGGCCGGCUCCUGCGCAGCUCCCAGUUGACUCAGACUGUAAAAUUGCAGCAGAUGAGACUCCCCCCGUCCCCCCGAGACCCACCGAGGAGGAGCUCAUUAAUACCAUCUCACACCGUCUGAGUCUACUCAGUCCGACAGAGAGAGGCUGUGGUCAGGAGUGCGGUGGUGGAGGAGUGCAGGAGCAGCGAGAGGAUGAGUGGAUAAAGAGUGGGGAGAGAGAGGGAGAGGAGAACGUAUCUGAGGCGGCUCUGAAGACACUAAAGAAACCCAAACAGCAAUGCAAAACUCAAACUGCAGCAAAGUCUGAGGACCAGGAUGUUGUGGCCUGUAGUGACCGCACUGAGGAUGACGGUGACGAGGGUGUGGAAACAGCCGGAGAGGCUGCGAACCAACAGGGGCGAGACGGCAAGCAGGACGGCGCUGAGAAAGGCUCGCUGCCGAAGAAGAAGAACGUGAAGAAGAAGAAGAAUCCGUUCAUGCCUCAUGUGGCACCAAAGGGUAAAGUGCUUCAGAAGAGGAGUGGAGCCGGAGCAGAACCCGCAGAGGAUGAUGUCCAGAAGAAGUCCCUCAUGGAGCAGCUGAACGAUCUUCGUUUGGAGAGAGCACACAAGGAGGAGGAGGACCUGGAGGGCCUGAUGGAGUGGUGGAGCACAGUCACGCAGUGGGAGCAGAUGCCGAAAAAUGAAGACAUGACGGAGAAGGAGGAGGCCAAAGCGUUUGCGGUGACGGCGGAGAAGGUGCAGAGGGGCAUCCGCGUCUUCAACCAGCUGUUCUCAGAGCGAGCCGAAGGCCUUUGGCAGCACGUCAUUGACCUGAGGGCCAUCGCUGACGGCCUGGACCGAUUCAACUGGAGGACCAAAGUGGCCCAGAUCACUGGCGGCUCCACCAGUGCUGUGGGUGGCGUGGCAACCAUCACCGGCCUCGCCUUGGCACCGGUUACCCUGGGAACAUCUCUUAUUGUCACGGCAGUGGGCCUGGGGGUGGCGGCUGCCGGUGGCCUGACCUCUGCAUCUGCUGGGAUCUCCAACGCGGUCAACAACUCUCUGGACCGCAAGAAGGUGGAGCGGAUCGUGGAGGACUAUCAGAGUAAGAUGGCUGACAUCAACAAGUGCAUGAAGUUCAUCAAGCAGGGCAUCGAGAACCUGCGGCAGUUCAAUCUGCUGAGGGUGAAGAAGCAGGCCUACAACCGAGACUUCCCAGGCCUCAACGGUGUCUACGAAGACAGUGCCAUGGCCAGCAAGGCCGUCCUCAUCAACGCCAACGAGAUCAUGCGGGUGGUGCAGAUAGCUAACGUAGCGGGCAGCACGGCGGCCCGAGCGGUCCAGAUCGCCAGCAUGGCCACCGGUGUGCUCACGGGGCUGUUUGUGGGCAUGGACAUCUACUUCGUGGCCAAAGACUCAAAGGAGCUCAAGAAAGGAGCCAAGUCGGAAUUCGCUGCCAAGAUCCGGGAGGUGGCUGACCAGCUACACGAAGGCUUAGUGGAGCUCAACACCAUCCGAGAGGAGUUGCAGUGUUCAGGAACUAAUGCUGGAGCCUUCGCUUCCACCUCACCUCCACAGAGCUCUGAGGAGAAAACCAAAGUCAGUUCUGAUGCAUAGUGGCCCAAUUCAGUGUGUGAGGUGUAAUCAGAGGUUCAGAGGGUUUGGCGUGAAACGGUCCAGACGUCUGUACAGUGGUGGUGAUGGGAACCAGGCGUCGCCAUGACUACAACACAGAUAUAGACACUUUAU
This is a messenger RNA of Pygocentrus nattereri (red-bellied piranha), 2409 nucleotides long. RefSeq lists its product as uncharacterized. Gene Ontology annotation, cellular component: extracellular region; membrane. Gene Ontology annotation, biological process: lipoprotein metabolic process; lipid transport. The record is from RefSeq and is a predicted model, not a curated record. The coding region runs from base 187 to 2277 and encodes 696 amino acids. Gene Ontology annotation, molecular function: lipid binding. NCBI's taxonomy places the organism in Eukaryota, Metazoa, Chordata, Actinopteri, Characiformes, Serrasalmidae. The transcript has 20 exons.